AUGGCCUCCUCCGAAGCUAAAGGUUCCAUCGCCGUCCUGAGCGAGCUUUUCGCCAAGGUCAAGAUUGCUUCUUCCCCUGAAGAAGUUGAGACUGCCGCUUCCAACCUUUCCUCCUUUGUCAACGGUCCCAUUGAGGAGCACGAUGCCCCCGUUGCUUUCUUCAAGGAGCUGAAGGAGGCUGCCUCCAACAAGAAGGAUGUCAAGGCUAAGGUCAACGCUCUUGAGGCCAUUUCCUUCAUUGCCUCUUCCAAGGACUACUCCUCUGCCGUCGAGCCCUACAUUAUUGGUCUCACUUACACUGUUCUUGACGCUACUGCUGACAAGAGCAACGAAGUUCGCGCUGCCGGUGACAAGGCCAUCAAGGCUAUUGCCUCCAACGUCACUCCCCGUGCCGUCAAGGUCCUCGUCCCCUAUCUUCUUGAGCGUGUUGAGAAGUCUAACAAGUGGACUGAGAAGGUUUCUGCUCUUGAGGCUAUCUCCAUCCUUGUCGAUGUUGCUCAGGCCCAGAUUGCUCUUCUUAUGACCCAGCUUAUCCCCGUCCUCUCUGAGGCCAUGUGGGACACCAAGGCUGAUGUCAAGAAGGCUGCUACUGCCACUAUCACCAAGUCUACCGACACUAUUGACAACAAGGAUAUUGAGAAGUUUAUUCCUGCUCUUAUCAAGUGUAUCUCUGACCCUACUCUUGUUACUGAGACUGUCCACAUUCUUGGUGCUACUACCUUUGUUGCUGAGGUUACCACUGCUACCCUCUCCAUCAUGGUUCCCCUUCUUUCCCGUGGUCUUGCUGAGCGUGACACUUCCAUUAAGAGAAAGGCUGCCGUCAUUGCUGACAAUAUGUGUAAGCUCGUCGACGAUCCCCAGGUUGUUGCCCCCUUCUUGCCCAAGCUUUACCCUGCUCUUAAGAAGAACUACGAGAUUAUUGCCGACCCUGAGGCCCGUGAUGUCACUCUUCGUGCUAUCAACACCUUGAAGCGCGUUGGUGAGAUUGGCGCUGACGACGUGAUUCCUGAGGUCUCUACUGCCGGUGACAUUUCUGUCAAUCUUGUGUACGUUAACGAGAUUCUUAACGGUAAGAAUGUCGACUCUAAGUUUGCUCCCGUUCUUGAGUACAUUGCUGCCAUUUCUGGUCAACUCAUUGACGAGCGCAACACCGACUCCAACGUCUGGGCUGAGUCUAUCACUAGAUUCUUCACUGUCUUUGCCCACGAGAAGGACUCCAAGGCUUACGUUGACGAGCUCCGCAACAAGGCUGUUGCCAAUAUUCCCGGUGCUUCCCACCUUGAUGAGGAAGACGACGAUGGUGAGGAUCUCUGUAACUGUGAGUUCUCCCUUGCUUAUGGUGCCAAGAUUCUUCUUAACAGAACCCAGCUCCGUCUUAAGCGUGGUCGUCGUUACGGUCUUUGCGGCCCUAACGGUGCUGGUAAGUCCACUCUUAUGAGAGCCAUUGCCAAUGGUCAGCUUGAGGGUUUCCCCUCCCCUGAUGUCCUUAAGACUGUCUACGUCGAGCACGACAUUGACGGUACCCACGCCGACACUGACGUUGUUUCUUACGUUCUUGCCACUGCUGGUGACAUUGGCACCCGUGAUGAGAUUAAGAAGACUCUUGUUGAGUUCGGUUUCUCUGACACUAUGAUUAACGGUGCUAUUUCUGCCCUUUCUGGUGGUUGGAAGAUGAAGCUCGCUCUCGCUACUGCUGUCUUGAGAAAGGCUGAUAUUCUCCUUCUCGAUGAGCCUACUAACCAUUUGGAUACUGUUAAUGUUUCUUGGUUGGUCAACUACCUCACUACCUGCGGUAUUACUUCUAUCAUUGUCUCCCACGACUCUGGUUUCCUUGACCGUGUCGUUGAGUACAUUAUCCACUACGAGAGAUUUAAGCUUAGAAAGUACAAGGGCAAUCUCUCUGAAUUUGUCAAGAAGGUUCCCACUGCCAAGUCUUACUACGAGCUUGGUGCCUCUGAGAUUUCCUUCCAGUUCCCUGAGCCUGGUUUCCUCGAGGGUGUCAAGACUAAGCAGAAGGCUAUUGUCAAGGUCCAGAACGUUACCUUCCAGUACCCUGGUACCACUAAGCCCCAGAUUAAAAACAUUAACUUCCAGUGCUCUCUUUCCUCCCGUAUUGCCGUCAUUGGUCCCAACGGUGCUGGUAAGUCCACUCUUAUCAAUGUUUUGACUGGUGAGUUGCUUCCUACUGAGGGUGAGGUUUACGUCCACGAGAACUGCCGUAUCGCUUACAUUAAGCAGCACGCUUUCGCCCACAUUGAUAACCACUUGGACAAGACUCCUUCCGAGUACAUUCAAUGGCGUUUCCAGACUGGUGAGGAUCGUGAGACUAUGGAUCGUGCCAACAGACAGAUUAACGAGGAUGACGAGAAUGCCAUGAACAAGAUUUACAAGAUUGAGGGUACUCCUCGUCGUGUUGUUGGUGUUCACGCCAGAAGAAAAUUCAAGAACUCUUAUGAGUACGAAUGUUCUUUCACCCUUGGUGAGAACAUUGGCAUGAAGUCUGAGAGAUGGACUCCUAUGGGUUCUGUUGACAAUGCCUGGAUUCCCAGAUCUGAGCUUAUUGAGUCCCACGCCAAGCUUGUUGCUGAGGUUGAUAUGAAGGAGGCUCUUGCUUCUGGUCAGUUCCGUCCUCUUACUAGAAAGGAGAUUGAGUCUCACUGCGCCAUGUUGGGUCUUGAGGCUGAACUUGUUUCUCACUCGCGCAUUCGCGGUCUUUCCGGUGGUCAGAAGGUCAAGCUUGUCCUUGCUGCCUGCACAUGGCAACGUCCUCAUUUGAUUGUUCUUGAUGAGCCUACCAACUAUCUCGACAGAGACUCUCUUGGUGCUCUUUCCAAGGCUCUUAAGGACUUUGCUGGUGGUAUUGUUAUCAUUACCCACUCUGCCGAGUUCACCAAGGAUUUGACUGAUGAAGUUUGGGCUGUUCUUGAUGGUCAAAUGACUCCUUCCGGCCACAACUGGGUUUCUGGUCAGGGUUCUGGUCCUCGUCUUGAUAAGAAGGACGAUGACGAGGAGGACAAGUUUGAUGCCUUUGGCAACAAGAUUGAGGUUAAGAAGAAAGUCAAGAAGCUUUCUGCUGCUGAGCUCAGAAAGAAGAAGAAGGAGAGAAUGAAGAAGAAGAAGGAGCUUGGUGACGCUUACGUUUCUUCUGAUGAUGAGUUUUAA
Molecule: messenger RNA, 3162 nt
Organism: Magnusiomyces paraingens
Lineage: Eukaryota; Fungi; Ascomycota; Dipodascomycetes; Dipodascales; Dipodascaceae
Exons: 1
Coding region: 1-3162 (1053 amino acids)
Molecular function (GO): translation elongation factor activity; ATP hydrolysis activity; ATP binding
Source: RefSeq, a predicted model, not a curated record